Macadamia integrifolia is the source of this 1325-nucleotide messenger RNA. RefSeq names its product peptidyl-tRNA hydrolase, chloroplastic-like. Lineage: Eukaryota; Viridiplantae; Streptophyta; Magnoliopsida; Proteales; Proteaceae. Gene Ontology annotation, molecular function: peptidyl-tRNA hydrolase activity. The record is from RefSeq and is a predicted model, not a curated record. The coding region runs from base 112 to 870 and encodes 252 amino acids. The transcript is spliced from 8 exons.
AACGCACAGAAGAUUGGAAGAGGAGUCGCAGUAGAAGGAAAACCAAAAAGGCCCAUAGAAUUCCUUGGGCAGGAGGCAAUCUCAACCUGGUGGGGAGUGUUAUGCCUAACUAUGACAUCAAUUUCGUUGUCAUCAAUGAGUAGUGUUCGUAUCCCUUAUUGCUUCUGCCGCUGUAACAGUUUCUCCUCUCAUGUGAGGAUGUCUCGGUUGUCAACUCUCGCUUGCGCAAGCUCCGACCCAACCACUUCUGCAACCCAACUAGCAUCGGAACCAAAGCCGAAGCCAUGGCUGCUUGUCGGGCUCGGCAAUCCUGGCAAGUUAUACAAAGGGACGAGACACAACGUGGGUUUUGAGAUGAUAGACACCAUAGCCGAAGCUGAAGGGAUAUCCAUGAACAGUGUUAACUUUAAAGCUCUUUUUGGAAAAGGAUGUAUAGGACAUGUCCCAGUAAUGCUCGCUAAACCACAGACUUUCAUGAAUGCAAGUGGUGAGUCUGUUGGAUCCAUUGUUUCAUAUUACAAGAUUCCACUGAAGCAAGUACUGGUCAUAUUUGAUGACAUGGAUUUGCCUUUUGCAAAACCACGUCUACUGCCAAAAGGUGGACAUGGGGGGCACAAUGGGAUGAGAAAUAUCAUCAAUCACUUCAAAGGGAGUAAUGAUUUUCCACGUUUAAAGAUAGGCAUUGGACGACCUCCUGGGAAAAUGGAUCCUGUGAACUUUGUUCUUCGACAGUUCAAUAAACAAGAACGUGAAGAGUUGGACUUCACAUUUCAAAGCGGUUUGGAAGCUGUAAGGAUUCUUUUGCGGGAGGGCUUUGAAAAAAGUGCUACAUUUGUUAACAGUUCGAAGACGUUGGAAAAUUUUCGGUAAGCAGAGGAGUUUCGAUCCACAGCUGAAAAAGGAAACAGUCUGAGGGAAUACUGGACUAGUGAAAGGUGAGUUGUGUUUUACUCACCCAGGGGGCUGCAAGGCUUGUUUAGGGUGGGAAAAUUCUUAGCUAGAUUGAGAGAAGGCAAGGCUUGAUCAAUGAGGAUAUCAAAUGCCAGAAUCAAUUUUGAACCAGGGGUUACAGAACAUUUCUCUCUCUCUCUCUCUCUCUCUCUCUCUCUCUCUCUCUCUCUUUGUUGGUGUUAUCAUUUUUUAUUGGAUAUGUUAAAUUGUCAUUUUUCUUUCCCUAAAAAUGGGAAGUUUUAUUUGAAUGAAGGUGAAGAGUGGAUAAGGUUUUGUACUGUAAUAAGUUUGUACAACUCUCAACUGUUAGGUGGGUGUAGUUGUGCCCUGUGGUUUUGGUAAUGGAUAUGGUUGCAGAGGAUAUUUAUUGUGGA